Molecule: messenger RNA, 7003 nt
Organism: Oncorhynchus gorbuscha (pink salmon)
Lineage: Eukaryota; Metazoa; Chordata; Actinopteri; Salmoniformes; Salmonidae
Gene: vwde
Product: von Willebrand factor D and EGF domains-like
Exons: 31
Coding region: 395-5878 (1827 amino acids)
Biological process (GO): anatomical structure development
Cellular component (GO): cell surface; extracellular region
Molecular function (GO): calcium ion binding; signaling receptor binding
Source: RefSeq, a predicted model, not a curated record
UCCUGCUGAUGCAGUUGAAUAGUCCCCGACUUUAAUCCUGUCAUCGCUUGUCCUUGUCCAAACAGUCGCGGCUGUAGAUUCGGUGGAGAUAAGGUUCGUGGACGCUCCUCCUAAUAUGAUGCUGCUAUUCCUCUUGGAGUUUGUGGUCACGCGCCGCAGUCCGGUGUGCCGGGGAAAGUGCUUUUAUCAGCUCUUGUGAACCUCUUAGAAACUGACUUUCUUUAACUCUCGGUUGUGUCUUUGAUUGUCGUUUAUUUCUGCCUAUCCCGACUCUUUUUUUGUAGGCUAUUGGAAAACAGCUGAACUGAGCAUACCCGUUGAGGAGUCAAGGACCUUUGUAAAACCGUGGUCUGUCAGUGGUCAUUUUGGAAGGCUUCACAUUGGGUCGUGAGCGAUGAAACUUAAAAUAGUUUUGGAUCUUUUGUAUUUCCUCAUAAUUUUACUCCCCAAUACAACGUUUUGUCAAACAGUGCUGCCCCCAGAAUGUGCUCCGGGGGGUCACUCUCUGCUCCAGAACCCAUACCGCAGCACCAGUUUCAGCUCCCGCAGCCUGCAGCAGUCAGCCCUCCAGGACUUCAUCUGUGACCAUUCCCUCAUACCAGGCUGGUACCAGUUCCAGAUCUUUGACAAGCCCGCCAGCAUGCCCACACAAUGUGUGGAGGUGAACCACUGUGGGACCCAGGCCCCAGUCUGGCUGUCUCUGGGGGAGGGCGAGAGUCUUCCGCGGCCCCUGGAGGUGACACAGCUGACGGCCUGUGCCACCUGGCAGUUCUUCCUCAGCAGCAGUAAGGACUGCUGCCUGUUCCGCAUCCCUGUCACCGUGCGCAACUGUGGAGACUUCUACGUCUACCUGCUCCAGCCCACCCAGGGUUGCAUGGGCUACUGCGCACAGGAGGUGUCAGACUCUGCGGCGGGGGGGUGUCGUCCUGACGAGGUGGAGGUUGAUGGAGCGUGUAAAGCCAAACAGCCUCCUUCCCCAGCGGUACCUGUGAUAUUAGCAGAGCUCUCUGGGAGCAUCGUCUACCUGAAGUGCAGCUUCGAGGGCCAUAGCCUGAACAGCUCCCUAGGCUAUGUGGUUGCCUGGUCUCGCCUCUCCCCCCAAGGCAUCAAAGAGGAACUGAAACAGGAGACUACUGUCCAAACCGUUGCCUUCAUCGAGCUGGAUGGGAUCAACCUCCGACUGGGGGACAAGAUUUACUGCAGUUGCUCCAGUUUUUUCCUGGACUCGCCGGACAUCCAGGGAGCCCCAGCGGAGAGCGGAGAGUUCUUCGCCGGGAUCAGGUUGAGACCCGAGGUGACUACUGUGUCUGAGGAUGGGAAGGACUACGAGUUGACUGUGGAGAGUACCAUCCCUGUCCCCUGUCCUGACGGUGCCUCCUCCUCCACCACAGAGGCGUGUACUCUCUCCUUACACCUGAGUACAAACAAUCAAGGAGACGAUCUGCUGGGUCCAGACGUGGUGUUGUCGUCGUGCCGGGUGGAUCUCUCCCAGAGCCUGGGGUGUCGUAACGGGGUGUGUAGUCAGGCCCUGGUUCACCUCAGCGCAGUCACAGACUUCAUCAGGGACGGGGACAGGACGACACAGAUCUCUGUCAACCCCAUCGUCACAUCCAACUUCCUCUGGAGCGGCUACACACCACAGAGUGUCCAGAUCACAGUGACGGAUGUUCCCUCUGCAUACUGCUACUCUUUCACUGAUCCUCACAUCAUCACGUUUGAUGGCAGGCAGUAUGACAACUACCAGAUCGGGACGUUCGUGUUGUACAAGAGCACGAGGCAGCCGUUCGAGGUCCAUGUGCGCCAAUGGGAGUGUGGGAGCGUUGUCCACCACGCCUCGUGCACGUGCGGUUUCGUGGCAAGAGACGGCGGUGACGUCAUAGCCUUCGACAUGUGCAAUGGAGAGCUGGGGGACACCAGGCCGCACCUUUCGGUGAAGAACAGGGACGUGGGCAAGAGCGGCAUCCGCAUCACUGAGUCUUACCAAGGACGCAAAGUCACAAUUACCUUCUCGUCUGGGGCAUUUGUGCGUGCCGAUGUGUCUGACUGGGGCAUGAGUCUGACCCUGAGGGCCCCCAGCUCAGACUGGAGCCAAACCCAGGGCCUGUGUGGGACGUAUGACGGACAGACCCACAAUGACCUCCACACAGCAGGGGGCGCAGCGCUGGACAACGAAGAUGUAGCAGCCUUCAUCUCUGAAUGGAAACUCCCUCCUGGUAGCAGCUUGUUUGACACGGUGACGUCCUAUCAGAGUGCUCCAAACCCUCACAGGUACUGUAACUGUGAAGAAGAGUCCCGCCCCACGUCCCCGCGAACCAGGUCUCGGGCAAUCCCUGGCUUCGACUCCUCCUGUUCUCACCACGGCAACGUGAGACUCCACAGUAUCAUCCCCACUCUGGAUGUCACCGCCGAAUACAACUCAGUAGAGCUGUUCAAAGGCCACCACGAUCACCCCUCAUGGAACUCCAACCAACACGGCCGGGCCGAGGACACCGGCCCCCAGCCUGUAGAGAGAGGCUCUACCCUAACAGGCUCCAGCCAUGGAGCCAACAACCAGAGGAGCCGUGGAAGGCGCCAGUCCUACCAGUUCCUCCCCAACACGCCGUACCAGGGCCUGAGCCAGUCCGACCUGGAGGACUUCACCUACUUCUUCCCUGAGGACCACGAGCUGACUGCCCGGCCCGAGUCCUCCCCUCCCCCCGACACGCCCUACCAGAGCCUGAGCCAGUCCGACCUGGAGGCCUUCACCUACUUCUUCCCUGAGGACCACGAGCUGACUGCCCGGCCCGAGUCCUCCCCUGCCCCCACCUGGCCCACCCCGUCUGGGCUAACACAGCAGCAGGCCAGGGUGCAGUGCCAGCGGGCGGUGGCUAAUUCCAGCAUGGCCCUGGGCUGCAGCCGGCUGUUAGGCCCGGUCAUAGUGAGCCAGGCGGUGGCUAUGUGUGUCAGCGACCUCCAGCUAAAGGACGACCAGGCCUGGUUGGGUGCUACUCUGCCUCUGCUUGAGAACGAGUGUGAGAGGAGGCUAGUGGAGGAGAGCAGGAGAGAGGGAGAGCACCAGGAGAUGCUGUCCUUCCUCAAGUGUCCUAAUCUAUGUAAUGGGAAUGGCCAGUGCUCCGAGUGGGGGUGUGUGUGCUUCCCCGGGUUCGGCUCCUACGACUGCAGCGUUAUCUCUGACCAGACUCCAGAGAUCACAGAGCUGGAGAAUGAGGGACUGUGUGAUGUCAGACAGAGUGACUGCUCCACUGUACAGGUCUUUGGACAAGGCUUCAAAGACUCCUAUGAACUCAAGUGUGAAUUUUUGAAGGAAAAGUUUGUGGAUGGUGAGUGGACCCUGGACGAACCUCAGUUUUCCCUGGCUACCUUCCUGCAUGUGUCAGGUUUGGAGUGUCAGCUCCCCCUGGAGUACAGACAACCCAGUGCAGGCCUGGACCUGGAUACGCCCACCGACAGACCCCUGGCACGCUGGCAGAUCAAAGUGUCCAACGACGGCUACGGUUACAGCAACGCCAAGAUCCUGACCCUGUUCGAUGGAGCCUGUCAGAUCUGCACGCUCAACGCUGACGUUCUCUGUACAUCCAGGGAGAAAACAUGCAACAUUGACAGUGUGUGUUAUGGAGAGGGAGACCUCAAUCCCAGCAGCCCUUGCCUGAUAUGCCGACCAGACUCCUCCAAAUACACAUGGUCCAUCGCUGAGAAGAAUGAGCCACCAGUGUUUCAGUCAGCCCAGGGGCGUCUGCAGACAUUCCAGGGGGAAAACUUUGUGUACCAGCUGCAGGCUCAGGAUCCAGAAGGCUCCGUGGUGCUGUUCACUCUGGAGUCAGGCCCCAGUGACACCUCCCUCUCCCCCACUGGCCUGCUCACCUGGAAGGCUACUGACACUACUGCCUCCUCCUCCACACAGACCUUUCAGUUCACUAUCACAGACGAUUGUAGUGCUGAGACGCUUGCCUCUGUACAGGUCUCUCUGCGGCCCUGUGACUGUCUGAACGGAGCUUCCUGUGUUACAAACAUUAACCUCCCCCCUGGCAGCGGGGAGUACCUGUGUGUCUGUCCCGCUGGCUUCACAGGGGACAGGUGUGAGGAGGACAUAGACGACUGUAAACCCAACCCCUGCCGUCUGGUCAAGUGUAUAGACGGACCCAACUCUUUCUCCUGCAUCUGUCCCCCCGGAAUGACCGGUCAUACCUGUAGAGAGGAUGUGGAUGAAUGUGCCGCAGAGCCGUGCUUCCCUGGGGUGGGCUGCAACAACACACUGGGCUCAUUCACCUGUGGCUCCUGUCCAGAGGGUUACACCGGGGACGGGAAGAGUUGCAUUAAAUUGGAGCCGUCCAGUGGUAAGGGUGAUGACUAUAAGCCUAUUCAUAGAGUGACCGUGCCUGUACCCGCUCUACCCACAGGAGGUCACCAGGGUUCUGACACGGUUAAACCAUCAAGCCAGGCCCCCUGCUCCAGACAACCAUGCUACCCAGGGGUGCAGUGCUUCGAGAGCACACACAUAUCCGUAGGGUACAUCUGUGGACCCUGUCCACCUGGGCUCCAUGGAAAUGGACACACCUGUAGUAGAAGCACCACAACAGGACAGAGGCCAGUUACCACCAACAGAGAAGAUGGACGUUCCCAAGUGACAGAAGACUCCAGUAGGGAAAUUACUGGCACCACCUCCUCCUCUUCUUCCUCCACCACCUCCUCCCAGUACAGGAGGAUAACUGAGGGGCCCUCAUCGGGUAGCAAGAGAGUCCCCUCCGUGGAGAGAAAGACACCUAUUAGCCCCCAGGACCAAACUAUCACCAGAGUCUCCACCCCCACCAAUCACAACCGAGGUCAGAGCAGCAAGGUGGACCUGACCCCUGACCUUAGGUGGGGGUCAUUGUCUACCAUAGUGACCUGUGCGGACUCGCCCUGCUUCUCCGGUGUUCCCUGUGAGCCCACAGUCUCAGGCUCCUUCAAGUGUGGCCGCUGCCCAUAUGGUUACACUGGAGAUGGGUUCACCUGCAAAGCUGUGUGCCGGUAUCCAUGUGGAAGGAAUAUGGAGUGCUCUCUACCCAACACCUGCACUUGUAAAGAAGGUUAUACCGGAUAUAACUGCCACAUAGCUGUCUGCCGACCGGACUGCAGGAACCAGGGGAAGUGUGUCAGCCCAGAUGAGUGUGUCUGUCCCGUGGGCUACAGCGGACCAACAUGUGAAGAAGCUAACUGUGAGCCAUCUUGCCAGCAUGGAGGAACCUGUCUGGUCAGGAAUCUCUGCACCUGUCCCUACGGUUACGUGGGACCAAGAUGUGAAAUCAUGGUGUGCAACAGGCACUGUGAAAACGGAGGGGAGUGUAUUUCUCCCGAUGUGUGUAAGUGCAAGUCUGGCUGGUACGGACCAACCUGUAACUCAGCUGUCUGCAAUCCAGUGUGUUUGAACGGUGGGACUUGUAUCAAACCCAACAUCUGCGCCUGUCCCGGUGGCUUCUAUGGCUCCCGAUGUCAGAUUGCUGUCUGCAGCCCCCCCUGUAAGAACGGAGGUCAGUGUAUGAGGAACAACGUCUGCUCCUGCCCCGGGGGUUACACAGGGAAGCGGUGUCAGAAGAGUGUGUGCGACCCCAUGUGCAUGAACAAGGGGAAGUGUGUGGGGCCCAACUCCUGCUCCUGUGCCUCUGGGUGGAGGGGGAAGAGGUGUAACAUUCCCAUGUGCCUGCAGAAGUGUAAGAACGGUGGUGAGUGUGUAGGACCCAACACCUGCCACUGUCCCACAGGAUGGGAAGGCCUACAGUGUCAGUCCGCCAUCUGUAAGCAGAGAUGCCUCAACGGGGGAAGGUGUGUCCUGCCCAACUUCUGCCACUGCCGCAACGGGUACACUGGCGUCACCUGUGGGUUAAAGGCCCCGCUUGCAUAAGGGAAAUUACUGAAGAUGCAGAAGUUUUACAAAAUACACAGCGCAAAUGGAGUCUUAUUAGGCAGUGUGUGUGUGUGUGUGUGUGUGUGUGUGUGUGUGUGUGUGUGUGUGUGUGUGUGUGUGUGUGUGUGUGUGUGUGUGUGUGUGUGUGUGUGUGUGUGUGUGUGUGUGUGUGUGUGUGUGUGUGUGUGUGUGUGUGUGUGUGUGUGUGUGUGUGUGUGUGUGUGUGUGUCUUUGUACAUGAACAGGGGGACUGGAUAUAUUGCACGUAUCUAAUUGUCCCUGUUUUGUUACUACCUCAAUGCUCAAGGUAGCACAUUGAUGUAUGCCCUUGCAUAAGAAAUGCAUAACAUAUUCAUAAACAAUGCAUAAUACUGUCUAAAACACUGCAUAUUCAUUCAGAAAUGUUUAUGCCAAUCGUGUUGAUGUCUCAAAAGCUACGUUUACACAGGCAGCCCAAGUCUGAUCUUUUUCCACCAAUCAGAUCUGCUCUUUUGACAGUAAUUGGGCAAAAGAUCAGAAAUGUUCUGCCUGUAAAACGCAGCCAAACUAUGUAAUCUAACAUAGACAUUCAUUCAUGUAUUUUAAUGCAUACAAAUGUGUUUUAUAAUCCUUAUCCUAGGCUUUUAUACAAAAGCGUUACUGCACACAGUAUUAUGUUGGAGUAAGAGAAGAGGAUCAGAUGAAAAACUAGUUGAUGGUUUAUUGAAAAACAAUCUGGCUUUAUAUGAUAUUAAUACCCACUUUUCUAUUUGUUUUGUUCCCUGUUAUUGAUUUGACCUAAGUUUUUUCGACUCUGGUCUAUUGUGGUACCGAAAGUGUUUUUAUUUCCUAAACUAUUGUGCACUGUUGUUUCAUACUUAAUAUGUAUGGAGAAAUAAUAAUAUUCUUAUUUUUACGUCACACCUGCCUUGGAAAUAUUAUUAGCUUGUUUGAUUUUUAGGGCCACUUGCCUGCAAUUGUUUUGUGACUGUUGACGAGAUCUGAUGUAAGUAUCAAUUCAGAUAUACUUGAUCACUUUUGUACAUUAUACUGUACAUAGGUCAAAACAUUUGUUAUUUUAACAUUUACACCGCGUUGUUGUAAAUCACGCAUAUGGAAACAAAAUAAAAAGUUAUUGUGUAA